CCUCGCGCACAUCCCUCACCUGCCUCAGCUCCUCUCCUCCGACUCUCUGCUGCUCACAUCCUGUCUGAGAGGGAGAGGCAGAGGAGGAACAGAAUCAACUUGAGAGCCGCGGGAGCCAAGUUUAAGUAACUUUAAACGCACACGUUUUUCUUACUUCAUCUUUUUCCGUCGAUUUUUAAAAAAUACAUUUUCGCCACAGGCUGAUGAUACUUUUUGAGAAGGGAAACCAAAGUUUAUUACGAAGCUCGUAGGCGCUGAAAUGAAGGUGCGUCUGAAGGGAAAUGUUAUAACGUUGUUCUUUUAUGGGUUUCUGUCGGCACUUUAAUAAUAAUUUAAAAAACCCUAAGACUAUAGUUUUAAAGUUAUAGCCUGAACCUUAGCGUCAUUGGAGGCGUUUGGCCAUAAGGGACGUCAAUCCAGCGCCAAGUUGCUGAGCAGGAGAAAGAGGUUCUUCGCAGGCGGUGGAUUUAUGUAAACUAAACCAAGAAAAAUCACUACGAUUUUAAUCUGGAUUCCGUGAUGUAUAUGUGAAAGUUUCCCCGAUCCGAAUUGAUUUCGUUCGGACAAGGGGAUACUUUAAUGGAUUUUUUAUGUGGGACCCGCUAGGAUGGACGUGGUAGAUGAAACAGAAGCUUUACAGAGAUUUUUUGAAGGUCAUGAUAUUACCAGUUCGCUGGAGCCAGCCAACAUCGACACCAGUAUCCUGGAAGAGUACAUCAGCAAGGAGGACGAUAGCACUGACAUCUGUUUCUCAGAGGUCCACAGCACCCCAGGACCAAAUUACUCAUCUCCCCAGGCAGGAGUGUCCUCCUCUGGGGGGUUGGUGUGUGGUGUGAGCCCCCCUAUUCCACUACGCCAAGGAGCCCCUCCACCUGGGCCCCAUAACUGUCAGAACGCCUACCCCCCAGGUCCAUCCCUGGGCCUCCGACACAGCUACCCCUGCCUUGGACAGCAGCAGCAGCAGCAGCAGCAACAGCAGCAGCAGCAACACCAACAACAACACCACCACCAGCAGCAGCAGCAGCAGGCUCACGUCAAGCCUGAGCACAGGGGCCACUACGCUCCAGGGACACUACCUGAGUCCCCCCCAGACUCCAGCUCAGAGCCAUACUCUCCACAGCAGGUGAAUGGAAAAAGGUGUGGAGUAGUGUUAUCUGAUGGGCAUCCCUCCAGUCUGGAAACAAUGGAAAGAACCUUUAGCCAAGAUCCUCACAUGAUCAGGACCAUGACACCAGAGAACAUGUGUCACAUGACUCCAACGCCACCCCUCCCACCGCAUGGACACUAUGGCAGCAUGCACCGGGACAUGUACCUGAAGCCCGAGCCCAUGAUAUCGCAGUAUCCCAUCGGUCCGGCAACCAGCGGAAGUGGAGACAUGCAGCAGACGCAGAUGCUCCAUCAGCUGCUGCAGCAUCCUCAGGGCCAAGACGGCAUCCCUGUUCACCAGGCAAAGAAGAGGAAGCACUCUGACUCACCCAACAGCACCCUCAAUUCCCAAAUCCUCACAGGUAUCAUCAAACAAGAACCAGGUUUAAUGCAGGAUGCAGACAACACCUACUUGGACCCAAACUAUCAGUGCAUUAAGUGGCAACCUCACCAGCAGAACAAGUGGACACCACUAUAUGACGCAAACUGCAAAGAGCUUCCCAUGCCAACCUACCGUGUCGAUGCUGACAAGGGCUUCAACUUCUCCUUGGCCGAUGAUGCUUUUGUUUGCCAGAAGAAGAACCACUUCCAGGUCACAGUAUACAUCGGCAUGCUGGGUGACCCCAAGUACAUUAAGACAAGUGAAGGCCUGCAGCCCAUUGACUGCUUCUAUCUCAAACUCAACGGAGUAAAAGUGGAGGCCAUGAACCAGUCCAUCAGUGUGGAGCAGUCACAGUCUGACCGCAGCAAGAGACCCUUCAAGCCAGUACUCGUCACCUUGCCCCCAGAGCAAGUCACAAAAGUCACAGUGGGGCGGCUCCACUUCAGCGAGACCACAGCAAAUAACAUGAGGAAGAAGGGCAAACCAAACCCUGACCAGAGGUAUUUCAUGCUGGUGGUGGCGCUGCAUGCUCAGUCCCACAGUCAGAGCUACACUGUGGCUGCCCACGUGUCUGAGAGGAUCAUCGUCAGGGUAACGUCUGGCCAUGCAUCCAACCCAGGCCAGUUUGAAAGUGACAACGAGGUGCUUUGGCAGCGCGGCCAACUACCGGACUCAGUCUACCACCACGGGAGAGUUGGUAUCAACACCGACCGGCCGGACGAGGCCCUGGUUGUCCAUGGCAACCUGAAGGUCAUGGGCUCCCUAGUGCAUCCGUCUGACAUCAGGGCCAAAGAAAAUGUCCAGGAGGUCGACACCACAGACAAUUUGAAACGGAUUUCUCAGAUGAGGCUGGUCCAUUAUCAGUACAAGCCUGAGUUUGCUGCCACCGUGGGCAUAGAGAACACUGCAGAGACUGGAGUGAUCGCUCAAGAGGUUCAGCAAAUCCUGCCUGAAGCAGUGAAGGAGGGAGGUGAUGUGGUGUGUGCCAAUGGAGAAACUAUUCCCAACCUGUUAGUCGUCAACAAGGAACGUAUCUUCAUGGAGAACGUGGGAGCGGUGAAGGAGCUGUGCAAGCUGACGGACAACCUGGAGACCCGCAUAGAUGAACUGGAGCGCUGGAGUCGCAAACUGGCCAAGCUACGCCGUCUCGACAGCAUGAAGAGCACUGUGAGUGGAGGCACUGUCAGCCAAUCAGGGAGCUAUUUUAGCAGGACAGGAAGCGGCCCGCUCAAGAAGAAGACGGUCAAGCCUGGGAGCAAGAACUCGCCUCCAGAUCAAGGCUGCAUCAGUCAGAAAUUCAUGCAGGGGACCAUCCUGGCACUGGUCGUUGUCAUGGCCUUCAGUGUCAUUUCCAUGUCUGUCCUUUAUGUGCUGACUCUUCACCACAGAGGAGACGUCACAGAGAAAGAUGGCUGUGUUCCUUCCUGUGUUCUCUACAUCUCUUGGAUGCCAAUCUUCACUGCCACUGUAACUUUCUGUCCAACUGUCUGCCCAUGGUCCAGAGCUGCACUGGGAUCUUCACGCAAGAGUUCAUAUACUCCACUGUCCACCACCCCUGCACCUGCUUGCUGUUCAACCACAGCCGUAAACAACCAAUCAACUACAGUUUUGACGUUGAGUAACAACCAAUCCACAACAGAUUUAGGCAGCCUGGUUCCCACACAAGGCACUAUUAGUAAGAAGGCCAAGUCCAGACAGAUGGACAAGGAUGGUCACAAUAGAAACCGACUGAGUCAUACCUCAGCACCUUUGUACUUGGCCAAGUCCAAAAGGCCACCACCCACAGACCUGGACGGAGUGGGAUCUCCCAACCGUCUGCCAGGGGGUCAACCUGUGCCACGUAGACAACGCAGCUUACAUACAAAGGGAGGAAGGUCAGCUCCCUCUCUGACUAGUCUCCAUAUUGUGGAGACAAACCAAGAGAUCACAGCACAAAGUUGUGUGACACCCAAGAGCUGCAGCUACACAGUAUCACUUCAUGGAAAAAGAAAUUCCUCCAUCUCACAAAUCACUUUGUACAUGACGUCCACCAUCAGCGUGUGGGUACAACAAUGUGGAGUCAGCAAGGGACGUUUAUGCCCCAACCACACAGAGGCAGAGCUCUAUGGUGGCCAGAGUACAUCAACAAAGGGGACUCGUCACCUGUGGUCAGUGCCUGUGCUUCCUUUCCAGGACAUCACCUAUCACUUUCGUGUCUCCCUGUCUAGUGAAGUGAGUUGUGCCACUGAAGGAGAAACCUCAUCGUACUCCGACUACCAUUUCCUCAUUAAAAGCAGCUGCGUGUGAGGAUGAAGACGAUGUGUCCCGAGUGCCUUUAAAUACAACACAUUUCUCCUGUUGAGCUUCCAUUUAUACGCUGUUGUGAUGGGAAGGGGUUUUGUCUCAUACUUGUACAAUAUUUUUAAAGAGAUUUAAUACAGAACAAACUAUAUACCACUGUUCCCUCUGUAAUCCCCUCCAUAUGUAUAUGCAUUAAGACAUCUCUUUUUGCUGUGAUCACUGGAGUUUGAAACACUGUUUAAGUUUCUCUUUUUUUUUAUUUCUGUCACUGAAAAUGUUUUAGAUCGUUGUAAUUGACAGCUGUGUUGUAUCACUGUUAACUGCUAUUGAGAAAGUAACACCCAUGAGUUUAUAGCUCACUUUAUUACUGAUUACUAUGUCUUCCAUACUUAAUAUAAGCCAUAAUUACUUAGCAGAAUUCACAUUUCUAAAUCAAGUCCAGGCUAAGAUAUUGUAGAUGACUGCACACAAUUUUUGUUUUGUUUUGCAAAACUAUGAAUCUGUAUGUACACUGAAACCAGUGCCAACUGAAAACAAAAACACUUUUCAAUAGUUUUAUACACUGGAGAGAGGAUCAUUGGUUUCUGCUGAAGGCCUCAGUGAAUGGUUGUAACUCACAUCGAAAAUAUACCUCAGUAGUGUACACUGGCAAAUCCUGGGUCUCUACAGUGGAGCUUUGUGUUUGAGACUGCUGCAGUCGACUAGACUGUCCACUGUCUCCUCAUGCAGCGUCUGACUAAACACUGUACAGAGAGGAAAAUACUGUGCAGUAUUUCUGUCUCAAUUGUGACGUUGAAUGAAACAUCAAAUUCUUACAUAAAAUGUUUAUACAAAUGUGUUCAACUAAAAAAGAAAUCCUUGUGACCAUUCCUUAAAUGAAGGUGUCCAUUUCAGCAGAUUCACUGGACAACAUGUGAUAAAACUGGAUGUGUUUUUUAAAAAAAAUCACUGGAAAUUAAGAUGUAGAAAUAAUGACUGCUCUUAGCAUCUGAUAAUGGAAAAGCAACAAGUCCAACACUGACAUUAUUUCAAGAAACACUGGAAUAGCUUACACUGUAUUUUGCUAACUGGACAGAGUGCUGGUAAGGCAACAGGUGGCAUUUAUCAUUUCAGGUGCACGCCCAAUCAUUUCUCUAAAAUGAAACAUCUCAGCUCAGAGGCAACUCAGUGUAAUUGCAUUUAUUUACGCAUACUGCAGAAAUCAAAUUGGAUAUGAUACACUGGACUCUUUCAUGUAUUUCUCUGGAUGUUUUGAAUAUUUUUCCUGUGCCUAUACAAUUACAACUAUGCAGUGAUAACUCUUUUGAUAUAACUGAAAUGUAUGAUGUUUUCCUUUCUGUUAUCAUUUCCUGUUUUAAAAACAUUCCUCACUUACUCUCACCACCACCAUUUUGUUGCUUUUGUCAAAAUUAGUUUUUAAACCCAUAUUCCAUACACAUCUGUAUUCAGAACAAAAGAAUCUUAAAUGUAAAAUCAAUAUUAUAAGAAUAUAGGAAAACAGCCAUCAGACAAAAGUGUAUGUGAGUUAUCAUAAUACGAAGACACUGUAUAAUGUUUUUAGUAUAAUUAUAAUAAGUGAGUAUAGUGUAUCAUUUUAGCUUAUUUAUAAUGCACCAGCUAGCAUAAUGAAACCACUGUAGCACUUUUUGCACUGUAUAUAUAUAUAUGAACUGCUUUUGCUCUAUCCAGUGCACCAGACUGGUUUCAAAUACUAUGGUAGAACUGCAUUACAUGUAACUGUAUAGCUUCAUUUUGUUACUACCACUGCUCCUUUUUAUCUGAUGUGUUUUAUCAAAUUGUUUUUAUAGUUGAUAUUUUUGUUGUUGUUGUUGUUGUUGUUGUAUUAUCAAUAAUAUAUUAACUUUAGCUAUUGGAGCCCAGAAAUGAUUGUUAAGCAUGAAAACACACAAAAAUACAUUUCUAAUUUUAGGACUAUUUGUUAAGAGAAAAUGCCAUUACACUAAAACUCGUUGCAUACUUUAAUAUCACUACUUUUUCUUUUUAGCCCAUUUUAUCAUUACAUUUUCAAGGCCUUUUGUCAAAAAUAUGCUGUAAUACUAUGAAUGCAUGCAGUAAAUAAAUUUGUGAUUUAA
Molecule: messenger RNA, 5901 nt
Organism: Lates calcarifer (barramundi perch)
Lineage: Eukaryota; Metazoa; Chordata; Actinopteri; Centropomidae
Gene: myrf
Product: myelin regulatory factor
Exons: 28
Coding region: 608-3814 (1068 amino acids)
Biological process (GO): positive regulation of DNA-templated transcription; protein autoprocessing; central nervous system myelin maintenance
Cellular component (GO): nucleus; endoplasmic reticulum membrane
Molecular function (GO): sequence-specific DNA binding; DNA-binding transcription factor activity
Source: RefSeq, a predicted model, not a curated record